AUGAAUUCCACUUUAAUCAUUCUCAGUACUAAAGCCAUACAACGCAUAUCAGAGUCGGUGUUUGUGGGACUGUGUCGUAAAGUGGGGACCUCACAAGUGGUGGCCAUAAGGAGAGAUGUGAUGGACUUCAGGGAUAUGGUGAGAAAUCAAGUGAAAUCAAGUCAUAAGUUCAGACUGAUGGUGAGUGGAAGUCAAAGAGAAGGAUUCAGACUGAAAGGGUCAGAUAUAGAUUCUAUGUUCUGGCCAAGCAAUAACCGUGUGAUCUGGGAAUUAUCUCAGUCUCAGUAUUACAACACACACAGACAAGCACUGAUCCUCUGUGACUGUUCUGAUAGUCCACCAGGAUUUACUUUGUUAUAUUUACUGUCACCAAAAACGAACAGAUACAUCUUUAGAGCAUGUGUUAGAAUGAAUAACAGAUAUUAUGUAUCUAGUUCUAAACACAGACAGAUCUUUUUAUCUAAUUCAACAUUUAAUUAUAACCCUACUCCACAUGGACCCUGUGCCAGUAGAACAUUGGGAACACAAGAAUCUGAUCAUGCCUACUGUCUUAUCAGUGAUAUUUGGCCUCCCUCUGCCUCCCCAUGGAUAGACAGAUGUCAUUCAUGGCCCCAGCCUCAUGUUGUUGAUGAUAAAGUGAAAAAUGGAUGUCACUUUGUAGCAAUUGGACAUAAGCUAGGAAAUCAUGAAGAUCAUGAAUGGAGAAUUUCUUUCUCCCAAGCAGAACAAAAACUUGUGUUUGUAAUGAAUCACUGUCAAUUCUUAACGUACGGCCUACUUAAAUUGAUCUUAACAGAAAUAAUUAACAAUGGAGUAGGUGAUGAUGAUAAAUUAAUGUGUUCCUAUCACAUGAAGACGGCAGUUUUCUGGGUGAUUCAACAAAAUACAGUACCUCACUGGUCUCCACAAAAUCUAUUGGAGGGUUUCUGGGUCUGUUUUAAACUCAUUCUCAAAUGGGUGUAUGAGGGGGUCUGUCCUAACUUUUUCAUUCCAGACAACAAUAUGUUUCUGAGUAAAAUUCAUGGUGUCAAACAAAAUCAGUUAUUUAUAAGACUGUCCGAGUUGUAUGAAAAAGGUUUAGCAUUCCUGCUACAUAGUCCCUCCAUUAGAUCUUGUAUUAUAGAUGUCCUCUAUAACCCCAGAAACUCCAUCUGUACAGAAGAUCAUAUUCUGAUUUCUGAGGCUGAGUUUGAUGGAAAUCUAUUUUGUGAAAUACUACGUCAUUACACAAUACCAGUCCAAGUGGACAUGCAAAUCUGCAUUAGAUACCUACAAACAAUAGAACAGAUGAUAAGUUUACCCCUCCUGACACAGUGUCAAGUUAUUAUGCUACAGAACAUGACCGCUACGAUCCUUCAGUACAAUGCUUUUAUAUUUCACAUAGAAACAUACACACCUGACAAAAAACUGAGUUAUAGAGCUGACAAAAUGUCCUGUCACAUGCUGAAAUUAGCAGCCAGGUUUGGUUGUAUUACAGACAUGCUGUACAUAGCCAUGCAUUAUUAUAAGACACUUAGAUACAUGGAAGCUUUAUCUAUUAUAGACAUGAUCAAGGUCAAGUUAGCACAGCCAUAUGUGAUGAAUAUGGGUAAUAGAGAUAAAGAGAUACAUGUAGACACAAUGCGAGCACAAACAGCUCGAGAUGAUCUACAGACCCUAGUUCACUAUGAUCAGGGACAGCUUAUUUUUUCAGAUCAUAGAGACAUAUCGUGGCAGAUUCUGGGGAUCUGUCAACAGGUGACAGGGAACCCCCACGCUGCUCUAUAUUCAUACCAACAAUCUCUCAGACAAGAACCAUUCCACAAUAUACAAACAGCUACAGAAAUGAGAAUACAGAGUUUGUCAAUGGAUUCUUUUAAUUAAUUAAAUGUCAGAUUACACUUUUAGGAGUUCACCUGAAAGAUAAUAUCGUUUACAUAUCCUCUUCUGACUUCAUAUUUUCUUUUCUGUCUGUUUUAUUAUAUGUAUUACAAAGCAAAUAACAAGUCUAUAAUAAAAUGAAAG
Saccostrea cuccullata (small rock oyster) is the source of this 2004-nucleotide messenger RNA. RefSeq lists its product as uncharacterized. The record is from RefSeq and is a predicted model, not a curated record. NCBI's taxonomy places the organism in Eukaryota, Metazoa, Mollusca, Bivalvia, Ostreida, Ostreidae. The transcript is spliced from 2 exons. The coding region runs from base 1 to 1863 and encodes 620 amino acids.